CAUCCACAGAGCGUGUCUGCGCGUCAGGCGUGGGGAAACGCAAGCACCAGCUGUCGUGUAUUUAGAUAAACCGUGUGCAGUGUGCAGGGGAGAAAAGAAACCUGCUUAGAAAAAAAGCAAUACACCAGCCGUGAGAUUGACUGAAAGUGCAAGAGGAGGCGGAAUUGCUCAGUGGCACUCUUUAUCGUUUCAAUCAUUGUGCAGUGAUUUUCGGCGUGGUAAGGAUUCGGCGGCUCAGACAGACCUGGGGGUUACCGUGUGAAGCUGAGCCGAGAAAAGAAACAGGAUUGGAAUACAAUUGAAAACACCAUUUUUUAUAAUAAAUAAUACAAAAUAACGUUAGUGAAGACAGCAACGAUUCUGAGGUAUGAGAUAGAGGGCGUGCCUCUAAAAGAUUUAUCAGGAAAGCGUGUUAUGCUAUUGACAGAAAACACACGUCUUUUUUCAUACAAUGCCCUGGCAGUAAACGUGUUCAGUGAAACUCUCUGGCAUGGCUUCCUUGCUUAUCUGAUGUUUUAAUUUAGUUGACGGCUGGACUCUUACCAGACCACAGUCACUGUGAAACAGGAAGGAUCCUCAUACCGCUGAGCUCUGCUUCCUCUUCAAUUCACAGAAGCAGCUAAAAACCUCGGAGUCACCCUGGACCCCUGCCUCUCUUAUUCCCAGCACAUCUCCACUCUGGCACGCACUUGACGAUUCUUCCUGAGCAACAUCCGAAGAAUCCGACCCUUCCUCACCAACUACGCCACCCAGCUCGUGGUCCAGUCCCUGGUGCUGAAGCAAUCACUUCUGAGAUGACGGCUAUCGGAAGUGAUAGGAAGUUGCACAGUCUCGGUUGUGCUGCGUUGCACACAGACACUCUCUCUUCCUCUCUGUGAUUAGAGACGCAACUGGAUCCAUACUGUGGACUGCAACAUGGCUCUCAGGCUUGUAGCGUGUGGGGUGUUUCUGCACAUGGUCUUCCUGCAAGGAACCUGGACCAACAUCAUCCCAAGGAUAACGUUCUCCAACAGCCAUCCCGGCCGAGUUCUGUACCGAUUCAGCGACGGACGAUUCCGGAACACCACCACGCUGUUGCUAAGCGACGAUGGCGGAACGCUGUACGUGGGGGCUCGUGAUGCCCUGCUCUCAUUGGACGUGAGCCAGCGCGGCGCCAUGACGAUCAAGCGCGAGCUCCCCUGGCCUGUCUUUGAUGCGAAGAUAAAUGAAUGUGCCUUGAAAGGAAAGAACCGUGAGACACAGUGUUUUAAUUCCAUUCGAGUCCUCCUGCCUUUGAAUCAGACUCACCUGUACACCUGUGGCACCUACGCCUUCAGCCCCACCUGUGCUUACAUCAAUGUUCAAACGUUUUCACUGGCUCCCGACUCCCAAGGGAGACCACUCACUGAGGAUGGCAAAAGUCGCUGCCCGUUCGACCCCUAUCAGAAGCACACAGCCGUCAUGGUUGAGGGUGAGCUGUACGCGGGCACCUUCUCGAACUUCCAGGGGAACACACCAGUCAUCUCCCGCUCCCUGGGGAGACCCAUGAAGGUGGAUAAUACUCUCGGCUGGCUGCAAGAUCCUACCUUCAUCAGCUCCACCUUUAUCAAAGGGAGCCCCGGGCAAGACAAGGUCUAUUUCUUCUUCAACGAAGUGAGCAAAGAGUACGAGUUCUUUGAGAAGCUCACAGUGUCGCGCAUCGCCCAGGUUUGCACGAGUGACGUCGGGGGGGAGCGGGUUCUACAGGGCAGCUGGACCACCUUCGUCAAGGCACUGCUCAAGUGCUCUUCCCCAGGAGACGUGCCCUACAACAUCAUCCAGGACGCCUUCACACUCCCACCACCAGAGGGCAGGCCUGUCGAAGAUACCCUCUUCUACGCAACCUUCAACGCCCAGUGGGCUGGCGGAGCGGGGAAGUCUGCAGUGUGUGUGUUCAGCCUGGCUGACGUCAAGGCCGUGUUCGCUGGGAAUUACAAGAAGCUGAACAGAGGCACCCAGCGCUGGGUCCCACUCAUCAGGGGCAACACCGACACCAAACCUGGAAAUUGUGGGUUGAACAGCUCAGUGGACAAGGACCUGGCGUUCGUGAAGGACACGUUCCUGGCUGAUGGGAGCGUGACCCCGAAUGACAGAAGGCCGGUUCUGGUGUCCCCUGGGCAGCGGUACAGCAAGAUCGCAGCACAGAGAGUCACAGGAGCCAGGAAGCAGAACUACACUGUGCUGUUCCUGUUAACUGAAUCGGGCUUCCUUCACAAAGUGGUUCUGUUGGAAGGACGCGCUCCUCAUAUUAUCGAGGAGAUUGAGCUGUUCAGUGAACCGCAGGCUGUGGAUAACCUGCUUCUCUCAGUUGAAAAGGGCGUGGUGUUUGUGGGCUCCUCGGAGGCUGUGUUUGAGAUCCCCGUCUCGAACUGCAGUUUUUACCAGAGCUGCGGACAGUGUGUGCUGGCGCGGGACCCCUACUGUGGCUGGGACCCCAGCAGCAAAUCCUGCACUGAGAUGGGACUCUCUCAACUGAUCCAGGAUGUUGAAGGGGACAAUGCAGAUAGGUUCUGUUCAUCACAGUCCAUGACGCCAAAGUCAAGCUCCAACCCAAAGAACACACCACCCAUAGAUAAAAACAUCACAGUUCCCCUGAAAGGGACUCAGAGUCUGUCCUGCCCGUUUGUCUCGCGUCUGGCCGUCCGGAUUUGGACCAGGAACGGGCAGAACGUGAGCGAGCGUGACUACGUGCAGAAAGACGAUGGCACCUUGAUGUUUCUGAUUACCAACAACACCCUGGGCAUCUACGAGUGCAUCUCCGUCGAGGUCGGCUUCCGGCAAGUGGUGGCCCGCUAUAGGCUGCUGGAACAGACAAGCCCCUCCCCUUCUGGAAGCCACACCCACGCUGAACCCCAGCCACCUGCAGAGAAAGAAACAACAUUCCAAAAAGCAUCCCCACCACUGUGGCAAGAGCCCACUUCCGUGAAGGAGACGUCUGCCGACUUAGCCACAAGGAGACAUCCGCCCAGCCCAACCGGGGAGCCCAUUCACCCCCGCAGCGGUGAGAAGAACUACUACAACGAGCUGGUGACCGUGUGCUGCUUCCUCGCCCUGACUCUGUGCAUCCUGCUCGGAGCCCUGUACUUGUUUCGCCAGAGGGUGCAUGAGAAAGCCAGGGUGCAGAGCUGCAGCGAAAUCCCGCAAAAGGCAGCCGACGCAGGCAGCUCCCAAGAGCAGAUACCCCUGAGCCAGGAGAAGCGGGACCCGGAGAAGCACGACCAGGACUGCGCGAAGAUUGAAAACGGGGGGACGGAGAAGAAAGACGCGCAGAACAACCGCCUGAGCAAUUCCAGCAGGAACAGUUACAACAGCCCCGCAUAAGACCAUAAAACCCUUUGAAGAUUACUGCAUCAAAUCUCUUUACAGUACUGCAGCACAAAACAGUAUAGCAGCAUGCUGUGUAAUCAUUGCACACCGUUAAUAAGCCGGACACAACUCCAGGAGGCAGGGAGCUUGCUGUUGGUUUCAGACUCUGUCCAAACGGUUGCAGGACCUUUGUCUAUUGCUGCACCCUGCAAGCGUCCAUGUGUGCUGUACUGUCUUCAACCAGUCCUUCUUUUCAACUUCCACAAGUGAAUGAAACUCGUUCUCAGAAAGGGGCACCUUUAAUAAUAAUAAGGCAAAAAUAAUCAUUAUAGCGUUAAAAACUGUAAAAACAAAUGCCGGAUUUUUCUGCAGGAAGACAGAAAGCAUGGAGCAGCGUUUUCAGCGUUUUUGGAGGCAGCUCAGAUCUUCAGCUCUUGAUUGAGAACUGUCAUUGUCUUACUAGACAGAAAGAAAUGUGUGUGUACUGGGUACUCUGUCUGUCAGAGAUGAUUUGCAUUUCUACUUUUGUGGCCGCUUUUCUACAGGGUGUCAAAGAAAGUUUUGUCCCCAAAUAUUUUUUCUUCGUAUAUGUGAUUUGUUUGUGAUUUUUUUUACAAACUUAAAAUAUGUUGUUUUAAGCAUUUUUUUAAUUGAACAAAAUCUGUGAAGAUGCUUUUGAAGACGAGCCCUGCAGUGCAAGUACCCAACAAGCCCCACCAAGAAUUCUUUGCAUUUAUCCUUUAUAAGCUACAUUGAAAAGUGUUUGUAAUUGCAUUGAUCAAGCCUCUCUUUAUUAUUUCUCAAUGCAGCAGUCUUGAGUGUUGUAAUAGCUCUGGAUGAGUGAUUUUGGGCUCAGUUGCUCCAAUACUGUUGCUAAAUCUGCCUUUACCUGGCUUUGAGCUUGUCUGGAGAAUUAUAGACAAUAUUAUAGUGGGGUCGCGGGGGGUGAAAAUGUUAUUCAAAGCGACUCAUUUUUUAACAAAUGAAACUUCAGUUCUGUACCCACUGUUUUUAACCUCUUGCUGGUAAAAUACCACUGCACAAUUUAUCUGAUUUAUUUUAUUGAGCUCUUUCCACCACAGCAAGCACAUGUUGACACCCCAGAGGGUAGUUUCUGAUUCACCAUCCCCAUUGAGGCAGGUGAAGAAACAGCUGCUCGAAUGAGUUCUGGUUGCUGCUCUCCACAGAGGCCGGGAGCAGCUGACAGCUGUGUGGAGAGCAGCAGUCGGCACAGAUGCGAGCAGCUGUUUCUUCAGUUCGGAUAGUCUGUGCUGCUCUGCUGUGGAACUCAGGGUUCAGGGACUUGCACUUCAAUUGUAAUCUGCAGGAUUCUUUAUUUUUUUUUAAUGGUUAAAAAAUAAUGAUUGUUAUGUGAAAAAUAAAAAUAGCUGGCAAAUUUA
This is a messenger RNA of Acipenser ruthenus (sterlet), 4724 nucleotides long. RefSeq names its product semaphorin-4A-like. The record is from RefSeq and is a predicted model, not a curated record. Gene Ontology annotation, molecular function: semaphorin receptor binding; chemorepellent activity. The transcript is spliced from 17 exons. Lineage: Eukaryota; Metazoa; Chordata; Actinopteri; Acipenseriformes; Acipenseridae. The coding region runs from base 916 to 3339 and encodes 807 amino acids. Gene Ontology annotation, biological process: negative regulation of axon extension involved in axon guidance; neural crest cell migration; positive regulation of cell migration.